Prunus armeniaca (apricot) is the source of this 2613-nucleotide messenger RNA. The record is from the annotation of a GenBank genome assembly. NCBI's taxonomy places the organism in Eukaryota, Viridiplantae, Streptophyta, Magnoliopsida, Rosales, Rosaceae.
AUGGCACUUGGAUUCCCUAUCGGAAAAUUGAGGCUUGAAGAAACCAGCCAUGAGGAACUCUUUCAUAGUCAGCCCAAAAGGAAUGAUAUAGUUGUUCAUAUCUUUCAGAAAACUGUCAUGGACACUGAAGUGGUGGUAGAUGUUGAGGGGGAAAACAUGGAACAUCACAUGGAAGAAAACACUGAACCAGGUGAAAAGCAGAAUGUAAAUCAAAAUUUUACAGGGAGGGAAAUAAGUAUUCAGGAUGAUGGGAAUACUAAGCCACAUGUGGGAAUGGAAUUCGAAUCAGAGGAGGCUGCCAAGACUCUUUAUGAUGCAUAUUCCAGGCAUGUAGGUUUUAGCACCCACGUUGGUCAGUUCAGUCGUACUAAGCCUGAUGGACCAAUUGUGACAUGGGAUUUUGCAUGUUCGAGAGAGGUAUUCAAAAGAAAGAACGUAGAAAGCUGCAAUGCCAUGCUACGUAUAGAGAGAAAGGGUGCAAACAGUUGGGUUGCGACGAAGUUUGUUGAGGACCACAACCAUUCUAUGGUAAGUCCUAGUAAGGUCCAUUACCUUCGACCCCGUAGGCACUUUGCUGGUGCUACAAAGAAUGCAGCUGAGACUUUGGAUGCCACUACUGAUGUUUACUUUGCCACAGAGGGUAAUCAUGUCUCUUAUGAACCCAAUCGUGGAGGUAGGAGUGUCUCCCCUGUAGAACCAAAUCACCCAGCAAGGAAUCUUGGGCCUGUUAACUAUAUAAGGCCGUCUAGCCGAAAGAGAACACUUGGACGAGAUGCUCAAAAUCUUCUUAACUAUUUCAAGAAGAUGCAGGCUGAAAACCCUGGCUUCUAUUAUGCUAUCCAACUUGAUGAUGAGAACCGAAUGACUAAUGUCUUUUGGACUGAUGCAAGAUCUAGGACAGCUUAUAAUUACUUUGGUGAUGCUGUAAUUUUUGAUACAAUGUAUCGACCAAAUCAGUACCAAGUCCCAUUUGCUCCUUUCACUGGUGUAAAUCAUCAUGGUCAGAUGGUAUUGUUUGGUUGUGCAUUACUUCUAGAUGAGUCCGAGUCUUCCUUUACUUGGCUGUUUAGGACCUGGCUUUCUGCCAUGAAUGAUAAGCCUCCUGUGUCUAUAACUACAGACCAAGAUAGAGCCAUACAAGUAGCAGUUGCUCAGGUAUUUACACAAACGCGGCACUGCAUAUGCAAGUGGCAUAUUUUAAGAGAAGGACAAGAACGACUGGCUCAUACAUAUCUUGCUCAUCCUUCCUUAUAUGGAGAGCUAUAUAGCUGCAUCAACUUUUCAGAGACAAUUGAGGAUUUCGAAUCAUCAUGGGCAUCCCUUCUUGAGAGAUACGAUCUUCUGAGGAAUGACUGGCUGCAGGCAGUGUAUAAUGCUCGAAAGCAAUGGGCCCCAGUCUAUUUUCGUGGUACUUUCUUUGCUGCAAUUUUCUCAAACCAAGGUGUUAGUUCUUUCUUUGAUGGCUAUGUGAAUCAACAGACAAGUAUACCUCUGUUUUUUAAGCAGUACGAAAGGGCUCUAGAACUUUCAUUAGAAAAAGAAAUAGAAGCAGAUUAUGAUACAAUGUGCACAACACCAGUACUGAAGACACCAUCACCAAUGGAACAACAGGCAGCUAACCUGUAUACCAAAAAGGUUUUCGCAAAGUUUCAAGAGGAAUUGGUAGAAACUUUUGUUUAUACUGCAAAUAAAAUUGAGGGUGAUGGACUGGUUAGUAAGUACAGGGUUGCAAAAUAUGAACAUGAUGACAAGGCGUAUAUAGUCACAUUAAAUGUCUCCGAGAUGAAAUCGAGCUGCAGCUGUCAGAUGUUUGAAUAUUCGCGAUGGACAAGAAAUGCCAAAUCUGGGGUUGGACUAGAUGAACAGAGUUCAGAGAACCAAGGUAUUGAAACACUAAACAUGCGUUUUAACAAUUUAUGUCGGGAAGCAAUUAAAUAUGCAGAGGAAGGGGCAAUUGCUGUGGAGACUUACAAUGCAGCAAUGAGUGCUCUACGAGAGGGUGGGAAAAAGAUUUCUGUUGUGAAGAAAAAUGUUGCUAAAGUCACACCUCCUAGUUCUCAGGCUAGUGGAAAUAUACAAGAAGAUAAUAUGAAGAAAUCCCCACUGCCUCUUGGCGAAAUGGCCCCCUCGUUGUGGCCUUGGCAAGAAGCAUUGCCACAUCGCUUUAAUCUUAAUGAUGGAGGAGUUCCUGUUGCUGAUUUGAAUCAGCCCAGCAUGGCCCCCGUCUCUAUUCAUCCUGAUGGUGCCCAUCCUGAUAACACGGUUGUCCUUACUUGUUUCAAGUCCAUGGCAUGGAUCAUAGAAAAUAAGAAUUCAACAUCAGCUGGGAAAGUGGCUGUUAUCAACUUGAAGCUCCAAGAUUAUGGUAAGAACCCUGCAGGCGAGACAGAGGUACAAUUUAGGCUAACAAGAGUUACACUUGAGCCUAUGUUAAGAUCGAUGGCCUAUAUCAGUCAGCAGCUCUCUGCACCAGCCAACAGAGUUGCUGUCAUCAAUUUGAAGCUUCAAGAUACAAAGACAACUUCUGGAGAAACGGAGGUCAAAUUUCAAGUGUCUAGAGAUACACUAGGUUCCAUGUUGAAAUCAAUGGCUUACAUCCGUGAGCAGCUAUGA